AAAGAAACAGAUGAGAAAGAGCAAAUGUGGCCCAACAAAUUUAAGUGUCGAUCAAACGAAAUUUUCGCAAAUGUCGAGCUCUUGAGGUGCCCGAGUAUGAAGGAGAUGGUGGAAGUACUGUACAUUGACCAAAUCAGACUCUCCACAGUUACAAUCAUCCUUAGUUACUGUAAUUAUUACAAACAAUGGAACAUAAAAAACACGGUUUCAAGUCUUAAGAAAUGCAGCCAAAAGAAAAAAAAACGAGACGGUAGGGGACACGGUUUAUGUAGACACGAGGUCAUCAUAUGGGUCCCGGCGCCCGGGCACUUGGCUUAUCUGAGCAUCCCAGAAAAUUUGAGCAUUGUGGCGCUCGAAUGUCCAAAAGCCAUAGGGUCGGAGGGGCAAGCUCCAAUACUCCUUAGCCUUUUUGCCAUUUUCUUUUAA
This is a messenger RNA of Striga asiatica, 426 nucleotides long. The record is from the annotation of a GenBank genome assembly. Lineage: Eukaryota; Viridiplantae; Streptophyta; Magnoliopsida; Lamiales; Orobanchaceae.